GAUUUAUUUCAUUCCUUCUUAGGAACAGCAAAAAAAGGAAAGAUAAUAAAUUUAAGGUAUCAUUCGUUUGUUCAAAUAUAUUAACAUUAUUUUUAUUGAUUCAUCAUUAUCAUUUUACAAUGUCAAAUAGGGUCGAGGAGAUAUAUUCUUCACAGGAUGAUGUGGUCGAUAAAGCCUCCCUGAAUCGUAAUGGUCAGGGAGAGGGAGAUUCGAAGACCUCUCCCAAUCCAUCCGAAGAGAGCAAGAAAACAGACGAAAAACAACAUUCUAUUGAAGUUGAUGAGAUAGAAUGCGAACACAUCAAAGAGAUAGGUAAUGAUUUAUUUAAACAAGGGAAAAUUUCAGAGGCCUUGGCAGAGUAUCGUAAGGCGCUUCUCAAAGCACCUAUUAAAAAAAUUCCCACGCCCUCCACCCAAGACCCCUUCCGGCACGAUAAAGCGGCCAAAUUCCCGAACGAAGACAACUUCGCUAACUGUGAAGCUAAGGUUGAGAAUGAAGCUUCUGGAUCCAAAACUUUGGAUCCAAACGAUUCCUCAACAGAAAAAGGCCAGGAAAGCAACGCUAAUUACAUUUUAACGUCUCAAAUAUUCUGCAAUGCUGGGGUUUGUCUAAUCAAGCAAGGUGAAAAGGAAGAAGCGAUAGAAAUGCUUUCCGAAGCUAUUCGACAUAAUCCGAACUAUUCAAAAGCCUUUUUACGCCGUGCGGGGGCCUAUUUCGAUCUCGAUAAGUGGUCCAGCGCCUACGGCGAUUACGAAAGCUACGAAAAGCUAGGAGGGAUACUGGACGCGGACGGAAGGGGACGAAAGGCAGCCGCAAAAGUAAAAGUGGAUGAGGAAAUGUCAAAAAUGUUGGGCGAUUUGAAGGACUUAGGAAAUCGUUUUCUCGGAAACUUUGGCUUAUCUACGGAUAACUUCAAGUUUGACAAGGAUCCGAAUACGGGUGGGUACUCGAUGCGAUUUGAGCGUUGA
Molecule: messenger RNA, 968 nt
Organism: Phytomonas sp. Hart1
Lineage: Eukaryota; Euglenozoa; Kinetoplastea; Trypanosomatida; Trypanosomatidae
Source: the annotation of a GenBank genome assembly